Haemonchus placei is the source of this 876-nucleotide messenger RNA. The record is from the annotation of a GenBank genome assembly. NCBI's taxonomy places the organism in Eukaryota, Metazoa, Nematoda, Chromadorea, Rhabditida, Trichostrongylidae.
AUGGCGCGAGCUACAGGCAAUAACCAGCUGAAGUCCGAACUUAAGAAGCCAUGCAGAGACGCGAUAAAGGAAGAUCUGAGAGAGAAGAGCAGCAGUUAUGGACGAAGCCACCAAGGUCGGAAAAAGUAUCCGCAAAGCCUGACGGAGCUCCGUCAAUUACAAGACCAAGAUGACAUCCCUUCGUCGUCUCCGAACAGUUACUGCAUCGCGAAGGGCAAUGGAGAAGGUCAUCGACAACUUCUACUCAGAUCUUUUCGACAGUCACGUCUACUGCCAUGCCCACGAUCCGAAUAUAUCGCUCCUUUGGCUAUAUCCUUCCGGAUACGACAUGCUAUCACGUCGAUGAAGAAGGGUACGGCGCCUGGUCCCGAUAGGACCAAACCAAACAUCUGAAGAGCCUUCCACCAGUCAUCGUCAGAACUCUGGCUAGACUCCUUGAGCGUACAAUCGAUCACAACCACACCGUUAAAAGACUCAUUGUCUAUCACAUCCACACCGUUACAAGACUCAUUGAAGUAUCGGAGGAGUACAAAAUGCCGUUGUGUCUUCCGUGCAUCGAUUUGAAGAAAGCAUUUGACACCGUCGAGACAGGAGUGGUACUUGAAGCCCUGGGCAACCAGGACGACGUCGUGCUCAUAACACCGAACAUCGAGCAGGCGGAACGAAUGCUGGCCGAGUUUGAGCUGAGCUUGUGGAAAAGUCGGCUUGAGACUAAAUUUAACGAAGACGAUGUUCAUGAAAAAAACGGAUUGGAAGCGAGGACGAUUCAUUGGACCACUCUGACUCGAGACAGGGACGACGGAAGAGGCUACUGGCGCCCGCUCGAGGAAAUCGACGACUAUCGACAGAUUUAGGUUGAAUCCGAUGCCGGCGUAA